Molecule: messenger RNA, 912 nt
Organism: Zymoseptoria tritici IPO323
Lineage: Eukaryota; Fungi; Ascomycota; Dothideomycetes; Mycosphaerellales; Mycosphaerellaceae
Exons: 2
Coding region: 1-912 (303 amino acids)
Source: RefSeq, a predicted model, not a curated record
AUGCCCAGCAAAGACAAGAACAAGCGUCAGAUGAAUGAGCACCUGAUCCGCGACGUCAACAACUUCAACGCUCUCCAGCUCGACCUCAACCAAGAUGAAAUUCUCAUGAUUCGCAACACCAUUCUCGAAGCAGCCAAAGCAGAGAGACGUCGGGAGGAUGAGGAGAAAUUGAGGCAGAAGUCACCGUCAGAGGUUGCCAAAGCGAGAAGGAAGAUGGAGAAGAAUCGGGAGGCCGAGGACGAAUGGUCUUUGGCGAACAAGGCGUUUCCAAAUGGUGUUCCGCAGAGGUGGGCCGUUACAGCAAUGCUCCCAGUCGUGGAGGUCAUGUUCAACAUGCCACCAUCUGACGACGAUAAUGAUCGUCGACAGCUGGCGAGGAAGUUGGCCAAAGUCAUCCUCAGCUCCUUCGACAGAUGUGCCAAUUGGAGCACCAUUGAGCACCUCCGUGAUGAGAUGGCGCAGUCCCACGAGGAGAAGACGGAGCAAGUCAGCGACGAAGACGUUGAAAUGAACGAUGCGGUGCCAUACGACCAGAACGAGCCUCCGACAUCCAGAUACGCCGUCCCCAGGCCCAGCCACCUUGUCGGACCCGCACCACCACUGCCCGAUGCCGGAAAGACCAGACACUCCCGCAAGACUUCGCGCGCAGAUGCUGCCCUUCCAUCUGACAACACCAUUGCCGCCUUCAUCAACAAGCAGAGCAAAGGCAAGGAACCCGCUCAUCCAACCUUGGAGUCGCCCUUCCACGCCGUCUCCUCUCCUUCCGCUGUACGCCAGGCUAAGAAGCCGACUUCUCGUGAGGAGGAAGCGGUUCCUGAGACUCCGCCGCAGAAGGCGGGCAAGAAGCGCCAGAAGAAGAAGGGCAAGAAGCAAGAGAUCAAGAAGGAGAAGAGUGAGGGCUCGGACUUGUGA